AUGAAGGAUUUCGGCUAUCAGAGGCUUACACCAGACAACCGCAAUGACAUCACGGGGUCCGCCAGACUCUGCCAGACCAUACCAGGCCUGGCCUGGAAUCCUGGUGCAUUUGGUGCUAAGGAUGAACAUGUGUGGCAAGACUGGAAACUCUACCGCUUUCCCAACUGCAGCGAAGAAGUGGCCCACAAGCAUCCAGCGCAUGGCGUUGGUCAGAGACUGCUCAGGGUUUCAGGUGUUUGCAGUUUGUUACCUUCGUCCUUCAGGACCUCCUUGAUGGAUCCUUAUGCUUCUUUGCUAGGGUUCACGUACUGUUUCCGCAGCAGUUGCAAUGGCAUGGUGAUGCAGCGGCCAAGUUUCACUGCUCACCCAGAUUCUGACAUGCCACAGGUUGGGACUGCUACCAUUCUGCCCAGACUAGAUCAGAGUGACCCAGAGGAAAAGUCCGAAGUGUCACUCUCUAUUCAGGCUGGGCCCCUGGGCCAAGAUGACAUGACCGGCGACGUGUUCCUUUGCAGCUUAGGGGCGACAAAGUGUGUGGCCCAUAUGCGACCGCCUGCAGCGACAUGGAUGUUAGUUGAUCUUCUGGCACAUGCUGCUUGGUGGGCAAGCCGUUUGUCACGCUCAUGUGGUGUUGGUCUUGAACAGUUUGAUUCAGUGACCACAGGCGUCUCGUUCAAAGUGCAUGGAUAA
Cladocopium goreaui is the source of this 690-nucleotide messenger RNA. The record is from the annotation of a GenBank genome assembly. NCBI's taxonomy places the organism in Eukaryota, Dinophyceae, Suessiales, Symbiodiniaceae.